UCAGGAAGUCCCUUUGGCCUUGACCAAGCUGGGUGCUUCUGCCCUGAAGACAUGAUGUUGGAAGAUAAAAACUCUACGACGUGUGUCAACACGUGUCCACAUCAGUGUUGCAACGGUCCGCUUGGAGAACCUAAGCAGCCUGGUGACACCUGGGUGUCGGAGUGCCACAGCUGUACCUGUAGUAACACCAUGACUGUGAAGUGUGAGCCCCUGCCCCCUCCUCCCCCUGUCACCUGCACAGACGCCCAGAUGGCCAUCACCAGUAGCCAGGGAUGCUGGAAUACAACCAUAUGUGUUCACAGGUGUCAGCAAAAUGGAAAAGUGUAUCAGGUCGGUCAGAGUUGGAACGACCCCAAUGAUCCAUGUGUUACUUACGUCUGUGAGAAGGAAGGAUUGAAGACCGUAAUGAUGGUUUGUCAAGGAGCAACCUGUGCAGAGGAGUUCAGGAUUUGGGACGCACAGCACUGCUGCUACAAUUGCAGCACCAAUUGCUCUGUGACGACGUCACCCACUGUACUAUCAUAUGGAGGCUGCACUGGAACAGUACAGAUCCCCACGUGCCAGGGCCAGUGUCAGUCAUCUUCAAUGUGGUCAUAUUCAAACGGUGUUUUCCAAAUGGGUGGGACCUGCAGUUGCUGCCAGGAAAAGAGCUCUGAACAGCGGCAAGUACAGCUGACCUGCAGUGACAAAGCAACCAAGACCUACACAUACAGGCACAUCACGGCCUGCGAGUGCAGCGUCUGCAAGGGGGCGAACGGCCCAGCGCUCUUUCAGACACCUUCGGUCACCAUGGAAAUCUGAAUGUCCUUCUUAACCUCCUCAAAUGUCACUUUCAUAAACAAGACAUUAUCCCCAGAAUAAUCGUAAUUUAGAAAUGGUUUCCAGCUACAGUAUAUCUAAUUCAGGAAAUUAGUUUUGCAUAAUUAAGUCAUAAAAUAAAUCAUUAACAUAUAUUGGUGUAUCGGUGGUGGAACCGUAAUAUCAUGCUGUGUCUUUUGGAAAUUUUAA
Molecule: messenger RNA, 1008 nt
Organism: Paramormyrops kingsleyae
Lineage: Eukaryota; Metazoa; Chordata; Actinopteri; Osteoglossiformes; Mormyridae
Product: apomucin-like
Source: RefSeq, a predicted model, not a curated record